AUGGAUGUAUCUUUAGAUGUCGAGCUCGUGUUACUUUUGACACAAAAGAUUGUCAAACAAUGGACUGAUGACAACGGAAGCAAACCAUACACUCAAGUGGAAGUCACCAUCAGAAACAACGGUCCAAGAUCAGUCAACCAAGUUGUUAUCGGUGCUGCCGAUGGUACUUUGAACAUUAGAGAUGCAACUUCCAUCUGGAACAUUGCUGUUGUCGGUGCUGAUUUCACACUUCCAUCGUAUGCCUCAACAUUGGGUGCUGGUCAAACCUUCACUUUCGGAUACAUCAACAAAGGUAAUCAACCAGCCAACAUAACAUGUGGCAUACUACCCGGUUCUGUCUAUGUCUAUGUCAAUGAAUCUGCCAAUCCAACCAUUUUUAUUCAAAAUUUUGGUCAAGACGCAGCAUGUCAAAUCCCAGUUACCUCUCCAACACCAUACACCUUUUGUAAUUCAUUAUUCUGUUCGAAAAUAGAAUACAGAAUUUUCUUAGAGGAUUUAAAUAUAUAUAAACAGAAACCAGCAGCAACAACAACCACCACCACAACAGAAAUCCCCAGUAACACUGCAAACAUUUCAGACAACAAAAAUAAUACUGGUGUCGAUAGUAAUAAAAAUAGCAAUAAGAAUAAACAAAAGAGUUCAUAUUUAGAAGAGUUAAAAGAUACAGAAAUAGAAGAAAUGCAAGAAUCAAUAGCAUGUCCAGGUCAAGACUUUGACAGUAUGCCAGUACAUCUUUUUAAAAAUAAUCCAAAUGUUACUCAAUUAGAUUUAAGUUAUAAUAAUAUUAAGAAAGUAGAAUCUAUUGAUAAUCUGACAAGAUUACAAUCAUUGGUAUUGGAUAACAAUCAAAUUGGAAGUGAAAAUUCAUUUCCUCAUCUUCCAACAUUGAAAACACUUUCUUUAAAUAAUAAUAAUAUCGAUGAUUUAAAGUUAUUCAUUGAAUCAAUUAAAGAUAAAUUCCCAAAUUUGACACAUCUCAGUCUGUUAAAGAAUCCAGCAUGUCCGAGUUACUACUUCACUGGAACCGAUUUCGGUGACUACCAAAAAUAUAGAUAUUACGUAUUGUCGAACCUCAAGAAUUUAAAGUUUUUGGAUUUCAACGAAGCGACUCAAGACGAAAAGAAAGAAGCACUCAGAUUGGGUGCUUUUGCUUUUGCUGCUCGUCCAACCCAACAAGAUAUUCCAAAAGAAGAGGAAGAAGAAGAAUCAUUUAGAGCAUUACCACAGGAGUUGACAGAGGAAGGUCAAGGAAAAUCAGGAUUUACUGUUAGCAACUAUCUGAGAAACUCUCAACAUGGAAAUGAAGAAUUCGUUUCUGAAAAUACACCCUAA
This is a messenger RNA of Heterostelium album PN500, 1332 nucleotides long. RefSeq lists its product as uncharacterized. Gene Ontology annotation, molecular function: protein binding; carbohydrate binding. Lineage: Eukaryota; Evosea; Eumycetozoa; Acytosteliales; Acytosteliaceae. Gene Ontology annotation, biological process: melanocyte differentiation. The coding region runs from base 1 to 1332 and encodes 443 amino acids. The transcript is spliced from 10 exons. The record is from RefSeq and is a predicted model, not a curated record.